UUAAGAAAUUCAGCAGUUUCAUGAAAUAUUACGAAUAAAAAGUUCUAAGAAAACAUGCCCUACACGAAGAUAAGAAUUUGGCAGUGAUAACGGUGAAUCAGUCGAUAAGCGACCGCCGAUCGGGUGCGAUAACGCCACUCAGGUGUGUACUCGAACACGCAAUGGACGCCAUAAAAUUAUACUUCAAACAGGAGUGUAAGCUGCUGAUGCUCGCCCUAGAGCAUCCCAAGCCGUCGGAUUUCUACAUCAGCGUUUGGCAAGCGACGCGGUCGCCCGUGCCGCUUUUGAUCUGGCGGGCGUUGCUCUUUCUGACGUCGAUCGGCAUAGUGAUCACUUCGGUCACGUUUUAUGCAAUAAGCUCGGUGUCUUUGGGCUACUGGUUCAUCUACCUCACCCACUGGGGCCUGACCUUGAUGAUACUGUCGACGGGAUUCGGCUUCGCCGUCUCUUUGCGCACCUACAUCUCUGGACCUUUGAGCGUUGAUUAUAGUUUGCCGUGGUACGUGAAGACUUUUUGGGUUCUGCACAACAUGUCAGUGCCGGUCGCCUUCCUCAUCACCUUGUUCUAUUGGACGAUACUCUAUGAGGCGGGCGUGUCGGAGGAGAUGAACCUGGGUCUGGACGUGUCGAUCCACGGCAUCAACUCCGUGGUGAUGUUCCUGCUGCUGUCCAGCUCGUCCCACCCCUCGCGGCUGGUCCACGUGCUGCACCCCAUGCUCUUCGCGCUCACAUACGUCGCCUUCAGCCUCAUAUAUUAUCUCGCUGGAGGCGUUGACACGGCCGGCAACCGCUACGUGUACCCGGUACUGUACUGGGGAUCGGCGGGCAAAGCUUUCCUGGUGGUGGUGAUAACUGGUCUCCUGCUGAUAGUCCUCCACUUCGCCACCAUCGGGCUGGCUGCAGCACGGGACGCCAUCGCCAACCGUCUCAUAAGGCCGUCCGUGACCGUCCAUGUGGACGAACGAUUAGCUCUGAGAAGGCCAACGGACAAUGUGUAGAUGUACUCAGAGAAUUGUGAAUACAGGCAAACAUAGAGUGACCUGCCGAUCUUCUUACAGACGAAUGGCAGUUGUCGGCGGCACGCGUCGAC
Molecule: messenger RNA, 1090 nt
Organism: Aricia agestis (brown argus)
Lineage: Eukaryota; Metazoa; Arthropoda; Insecta; Lepidoptera; Lycaenidae
Product: protein rolling stone-like
Exons: 4
Coding region: 162-998 (278 amino acids)
Cellular component (GO): membrane
Source: RefSeq, a predicted model, not a curated record